Molecule: messenger RNA, 920 nt
Organism: Aspergillus campestris IBT 28561
Lineage: Eukaryota; Fungi; Ascomycota; Eurotiomycetes; Eurotiales; Aspergillaceae
Product: oxidoreductase-like domain-containing protein
Exons: 1
Coding region: 19-843 (274 amino acids)
Cellular component (GO): mitochondrion
Source: RefSeq, a predicted model, not a curated record
CACAAGCCUUCCGGCACAAUGGAGACUCCCCUGGUGGUUCAUAGACAUGCGCUCGUUCAACGAGGGGCCUGCUUAUUAAAAAGGUUCAGCACCUCUCCCAACUUUCCUUCUCGUUUUGCAGCAUCCGCACUAUAUGCACGCCGGCGUUCGGCAUUGCCUCCUCUACGCACUGCCACCACUGCCAGCCAUGAUCGCACCACCUCGCAACACCCCAACCAAGCGACGUAUGGCUCGGGGCCCAGUCAAGCACACCCCUUGACGGGGUAUUACUCCGAUAUCAUCGCCAACCCCUCCCCGUACCGUGCCCAUGCGAAGCGGCUCCGUCCGGUCAAUAAAGCAGCCGAGAAACCGACACAAAAGGAACCCGCCGAACAGUCCCCGCAGGAAAAAAUGUCCGUCGUAUUUGGUACGCGGCUGGCUGGUCCAGGCCGAAAUUCUCGUUAUAACCCGGGAGAAAUGCCGCCGGAGUCCACCUGGAAGACUGUGAACGGGGUGCCGAUUCCCCCGCGGCCGGAGGAACCGGACAAUUGCUGCAUGAGCGGCUGUGUCAAUUGUGUGUGGGACAAUUUCCGCGACGAAAUGGAGGAAUGGGCGGAGAGAGUUGUCCAGGCCAAGGCUAAGGCCUCAGAAAAGGGACCAACCAAAGACCUUCGCCAGUCACCGAGGAAGGAGGUGCAGUCAGCGAGCACCAGCAUGGACGAUGACGGCGGUGGUAGUGAUACGAAUUGGACCGAGGCCGAUUCCAACGAGGAUAUCUUCGCCAAUAUCCCGGUUGGGAUUCGAGAGUUCAUGAAGACGGAGAAGAAGUUGAAGUUGAGACAUCAACAGGAGGCCAGUUCAUAACGAGGGGAGAUUUUGGUUACUGAGGAUGUUCAUACCCUGUAUUCUUUAGUGCUGUGUAUAUAUAUGCUUUAUAGAGG